AUGUCAUCAAAGUCAAAAUCAAAGACAAAGUCAAAGUCAAAACAGAAUAAAGAUGAUUCUCAACUGAAGAACAACAACAGCAACAACAAUAAUAGAGUCGUUAAAAACUUUUUACCCCAAGGUAAAUAUUUAAAACCUGAAGAAAUCGAAUAUGAAUUCGGCGGGGUACCAGGUGUUAUUGGUAUGCUAGUUGGUUUCCCAUUGUUAAUGUAUUACAUGUGGUUAUCUGCCGAAUUUAACAAUGGUAAAUUCUUCAGACCUUUACCAAAUGAAUCAUUCAUGGAUUUCAUUCUAAAAUUAUAUAAUUUAUUCUUGAACCAUGGUAUCCCUUCAAGUUACUCCUGGUUCAUCUUCCUAUUAUUUUGGUUAGUUCAAAGUAUCUUUUAUGUUACUUUACCAGGUAUUUGGACAAAAGGUCAACCUUUAACACAUUUGAAAAACAAACAAUUACCUUACUACUGUAAUGCCAUGUGGUCUUUAUACGUUUCAACAACAAUUGUUAUCGUUUUACAUGUUACAGGAAUCUUCAAAUUAUACACAAUUAUCGAUUUAUUCGGUGAAAUUAUGACUUGUGCUAUCAUUUCAGGUUUCGUAUUCUCAAUUGCUUUGUACUUAUGGACUUUAUUUGUUACUCACGAUUACCACCGUAUGACUGGUAACCAUUUAUAUGACUUCUUCAUGGGAGCUCCUUUAAAUCCACGUAUUGGUUUAAUUGACUUAAAGAUGUUCUUCGAAGUCAGAUUACCUUGGUUCACUUUGUAUUUUAUCUCUUUGAGUGCUUGUUUCAAACAAUAUGAAACUUACGGUUAUAUCACCCCUCAAUUAGGUGUGAUCAUGUUGGCUCAUUGGUUAUACGCUAACGCCUGUGCUAAAGGUGAAGAAUUGAUUGUUCCAACCUGGGAUAUGGCUUAUGAAAAAUUCGGUUUCAUGUUAAUCUUCUGGAAUAUUGCCGGUGUCCCUUACACUUACUGUCACUGUACUCUGUUCCUACAUUACCACAACCCAACCGAAUACCAAUGGCCAAUUCAAUACAACAUUGCCUUAUAUGUCACUUUGUUAAUCGCCUACUAUUUCUUCGACACCGCCAAUGCUCAAAAGAACGCAUUCAGAAAGCAAAUGGCUGGUGACAAGACCAUUAGAAAGACUUUCCCAUUCUUACCUUACCAGAUCUUAAAGGAUCCAAAGUAUAUGGUCACCGAAAAUGGUUCAUUAUUAUUAAUCGAUGGUUGGUACACAUGGGCUAGAAAGAUUCAUUACACUGCUGAUUGGACUCAAUCUCUAGUCUGGGCUCUAGCAUGUGGUUUCGACUCCUACUUACCAUGGUUUUUCCCUGUCUUCUUCUUUGUUGUCUUGAUUCAUAGAGCUACUAGAGAUCAAGCUAAAUGUAAGAAGAAGUACGGUGACGAUUGGAAAACUUACUGUAAGCACUGUCCUUACUUGUUUAUUCCAUACAUCUUAUAG
Molecule: messenger RNA, 1461 nt
Organism: Vanderwaltozyma polyspora DSM 70294
Lineage: Eukaryota; Fungi; Ascomycota; Saccharomycetes; Saccharomycetales; Saccharomycetaceae
Gene: ERG4
Product: delta(24(24(1)))-sterol reductase
Exons: 1
Coding region: 1-1461 (486 amino acids)
Biological process (GO): ergosterol biosynthetic process
Cellular component (GO): endoplasmic reticulum membrane
Molecular function (GO): Delta24(24-1) sterol reductase activity
Source: RefSeq, a predicted model, not a curated record